Messenger RNA from Cydia pomonella (codling moth), 4728 nucleotides. RefSeq lists its product as uncharacterized. Bases 2269 to 3045 code for a protein of 258 amino acids. The record is from RefSeq and is a predicted model, not a curated record. NCBI's taxonomy places the organism in Eukaryota, Metazoa, Arthropoda, Insecta, Lepidoptera, Tortricidae. The transcript is spliced from 4 exons.
AGUAGAAAAAAUACUAUUAUAUACAUAUUUUAAUUAAAUUUGUUAACUAUUUACCUAAAAUGGAAUCAUAAUCAAAGUUAGGUUGAAAUAGAAUCACAAUGGAUAUAUCGCUAUGAAUAUUGGCUUUGGCGUAACUUCUCCGUUCAUUCCAAUUAUUGUAACGAACGGAUUUCGCGCGCGACUUUUCAGGAUAAAAAUAUUCACAUUUUAUAUUGGAGUUUUAGUUUUUUUACGGAAAGUUAGUAUGCGGUGUUGGUAAUGAACCAUCAGUUUGGCCUCUGCGUAAUCAAAGACGAUCGGCGCUAAUGAAGGCCAUUAUCUGGCCCAGAUAGUUCCAUUGCUUACCGAGCACUGGCCUCAGGCGUACCGGUAAAAGUGUGACUUCUAUAUCCAUACCAAUUAUAAGAAGUUGAAGAUCACUCUUAUAUUGGUCGAUUAGAAGGUGAUUGUCAGGUGAGGGAUGGCGGAUGGUGAGCCACGCCGACGGGUCGGGGACUCGGCCCGCCGGCUCGUCUCUCGCGGCUCGGCGGCACCGGCUCGCGGAAAUUGCCAAUUAAUGUGUCCCGGCACCUGCCACGUCACGCCACGCCUCGCUCGGUCUUGCUCCGCGUCUCACGUGACUUCCCAAUAAAUACAGGUGAUUUAUUCCAUAAUUGCACCCUUGUACCGCUUGUGCGAGCUAUGCGUUAAUGCCUUGAGCUGAAACGGCUUGUGUCAUUCCUGCAUUCUGUUUCUCGUACCGGUAACGCAAGAUAUAUCGCAUCAAUCAGCAAUUAAUAUGACUCACCCCACAAAUGUCGAAUAGAUCCGAUUCUGAAGAUAAGUGUACGUAUUCUAUAAUAGUAUAUACUUAUUUAUUAUUCUGCCAGUAUGUGAUAUGAUUGAGUGGAGUUUAAUCACACAGAAAUGUUCAUAUAGCAUGCUAAAGAUAAUUAGGACAGUGCAGGUUCGUAUCCAUAUAUAUAGCUGUAUUCAUAAUAAUUCCUUCAAUUUUAUAUGUAAAUGCCACAUAUAUUUUAAUUAAGCAUAUAUACGUCUAAUCAUUAACAAUAUCAUUGCGAAUGAGUUUCAUGGCUGCUGGUGAAUCCCGAUGAACAUUUAAAUCUUAAUUAUGACAAUGUGUAUACCGGCGGGACCACUUUCAGGUACACACAUAACGGGAACGGAUCGCGCAUUUUACACGCUCGCUACAAAUUAACAACAAUAACCAGAACAAUGCAGGCGAAAUGAAUAAGCGAGAACAAAACACAAAGCACAAUCAUUACUCUGCAUAAAUGCCAGGUGAGUGAACAAGGUUCUUAAAUAAUACAGUCACAUCGUUUCACAGGGUAAGUUACAUUUCCUUUUAGCAUUAUUUCGUUUUCUUAUUUAUUGAGAGUCAGCCAGCAUUACACUCGAUACAUUAUUGAUAUUCGUCCAAUGAGUCGUUAACAAAAGCCUCCGUGGUACAGCGAGGGGUGAUGCGCGAAUCUGCGGGCUCAGUCCGCUACGAGCCGUAGCCGCGAAGCUACGAGCGUGCUACGCCGUAGUAGGUCGCCGUGUAAACACGUGCGUGAUAGCGGAUUUGCGAAUUAUUUAAUGAGGUGAUAAAAUAUUGUGCAAGGUGUAUAUAUGUACAUAAUUAGUGCAUUUGGUGUAUUAUAGGAAACAACUAAUUCAGUUAUUUGGGACGCGGAGGGGUGUCUUUUUUAUGUAAUUGGCAAUUUCAAAUACUUUUUUCCUAAAAUUAAAAGUAAUCGAUUCCUUUACCUUAUGAUUAAAUGGAUUCUCCAACCCGUCGGUAAAAGGAGUGCAAAAUGAUAACAGUGACAAUAACUUUUAGAUUUUGGUAUAUUUUUAUCACAAGAAGAAAGCACGAAAAUUAUCACGAAUCAUGUUAUUAAAUUACAUCAUUAUGAAAGGUUUAACGUAAAACGGUUGAACUCCUGCUAAAAUCAACGGCUAAAACUAAUUAAUGUGCUUUUGCUCAUAAUUCGAUUUUCCUGUUUUUUUUUUUAUAUUAUGAAUGAGGCAUAAUUUUGUCCAAAGAUUAAGGUCACAAUAGGAAUAUGUAAAGCGUCAGGCGACUCACAUGGAUGGAUUAACUUCCCUACCAGGGGCUUUAAUUCGCUGACUACUUAACAAAAUGAUAAUCAUUUUAAAUAAUCAAGUUUGCAGGAUUAAUCAAACAAGCACCAUAGAAGAAUAAUUAAUUUUAUGGCGUACAAAGCUAACUAGUUCUAAGUGCUUGGAUAAAGUGAACUUUGUGUGAACAUAAGACAAGUAAUAAUGUAUACCUCAAUGUGUUUUAUGAGUAUCGUCGCAAUCCUCAUGAUCGACGUGAGAACAGGGGCUCUUCUACAGAAAGAUACGGGGCCACGGCAAUGUUACCAGUGCCUGCACAAUCAGAGCGCCUGCCAGCCGGACCGGCGGCUGCAAGCGCCCUGUCCCGCACACGGACUUCAUUGCGCCACCGUCGCAAAGGCACCAGAUUUUACGUCUACAUUGACCUGCGCCGCAAGUGCCGCUCAUCCGUGCACGCUGACUCAGUCUCAGCAGACCCUCCAACUAACUUGCACGUGUGCCGGCCACCGCUGCAACUCUCCCUUUACUGCUCAACUAAGGAACAAGCUCCUUAAUUUUACCUUAACGAUGAGCAACGUCAAUAAGACAAGCCUCGAUCUUACAGAUAUGUUUUUAAAAUAUUUUGGCAACGUUUCCUUGAACAAACUGUAUGAAGCAAUUACAUUAAAAUCAACUCAAGAAAAGCGAAACAAUACACAGUUACCUGUUUAUACAUCAUCUACAUUAAAACCAAACUUGGUUGGUAGUUUGAAUGAUAUAAACCCUCCGAGAGCGGAAGCUUUGAAACAUGAGGCUACUGAACCCUCUGACGAUGAAGAAGAUGAAAACGAGGGCAGCGGGUCUUACGAAGAGAGUCGGCUGAGGCGCCCGGCCUCCGCUCCCGCUGCGCCAAGCUCCUACCUGCCCGCUAACGAAAACAAGGCUCCUCCUUUAUUUAUAAAUUUUAUUUUAAUCACGACAAUUUUCUUAGUUAUGCUGUAGAAGAUGCAAAACAUUAUUUAAAAUUUGGCGUAGUAAGGUAGCAUCAGUUUGGUUGAUAAAUUCGAAAAGUUGGUCCAAAGAAUACAAUAUAUGUUAAGUAGGUAUAGUCUUUUUUUUCAAUUGCACCUUUACUUUUUGCGAAUCGCGAGAUCACAGUUAGGGAAAAACUACUUAUGUAGUUAAUUUAAUAGCCUUUAUCUGACAUUUGUAUGUCUCUGUUACUUUCUCUACGUACCCUGUUAUUUCUUGUUUAUUGUAUUUGAAUACAUGACCGCGCAUAAAUAUAAACGGAUCUUUAAAAUUAAUCAAAACUAAGUUUAUAUGAAACAGUAAGUAAAUAAGUGUUCUAAAAAACAUUUCCACUCAGGAAUCUAAUAGUUAUCUGACAAAUAAAAUAUAAAUAGCUCGCUGUUAGUCAUUAAAACCCCGUUAGAUUUAUUUGAAAUUUCAAUAACGUCUAUAAAAAACUUGAGAGCUAAAAGCAUUUUGCAUCAAAUACGUUUUGCAUCUCGGACGAAUAUUCGGCGUCAGUUCGUCCGAAGCGAGGAAUCGAUAAUAUGAAUGCACCAGAUGCAAGUUAUAGUAAAAAGCUCAAGUUAAUGUCUAUAAGGCAUAGUACUUACAAUAUAAAUAUACACAUUGACAGUACUUAUACAUAAUAUCCGAGUUUAAGAAGGUGUAGAGAAUGACUUACUUAAUAAAUUGAGAUAUACUUACUUACCUGAAAUUAGCAUUAGUGUAUUUGACAUUGAAAACGUUUUUAUGGAAUUGACCGUCUAAUUAGGCCCCAAAAGAGUCGUGUUCAUAAACUUAAUUAAGACUGGUACUCAUUCUCUGCCAAACGCCUUAGAUCAUAGCUUAAAUGUACUUAUUUGGUAAAGCUCCAAGCAUUUUGAUAAUACCUAUUUGCAUCUUAAUGUAGUUACAUCAUCAUAAAUUCAUAAUGUCAUGUAAUUAUACACACCUUAAUUAACUGCAACUAUAUUGUAAUAAAUGGCAUGUAACAAUCGCUCUCAAUCAUAUCUAUGUUGAAAUGAUGUUAAUGUAACUAAUAUAAUAUAAUUAUAUGGAAAUUGUAUUUGCCAAUCUACUCGUAAUUAGUUUAAGUAAAAUCUGACUUGACGUCUUUGAAGAUCCUUAGCUACUUAUGACCAAAUUAUUAUGGACUGCAGAGCAGACCAAUACCAAAUUAAAACCGAAUGACGUUGAGGUCAGCUUUGUUUACCAAGUGAAGACAACAAAUUUAAUGAUAUUCAUUAUGUAUCCAACAAACAGAAAUGACAUACCUACGAUUGAGGUUAAAAUUAUAUUCUUUUUUUUAUAGAUAGUCCAUGUAGUUUAUCCCUUAAGUUUUCGUCCUUACGUGUCGAGGUUCAGUAGGUAUCUAUAGUGAAACAGUAGGUAUUAUGAAUAGGAAAUAGGUUUAGUUUAAAUAGUAAAACUGCACAUUUUGAGAAUCAACUAGAGAGUAAGUACUGUACCUUCGAACAACUUAGAAAGUGUGAGACAAUGUGGGGAAAUUAUUUCUACAUCAAGAUAUUAUACUAUAAUUAGGUCUUCGCAAUGUAUUGUGGUAGAUUAGGGUCAAUUAAGCCUCUCAUUCAAUUUACCAUCCAUUUAUUAUUUGAUCUUAAUACUAUGUUGUGGUUUGGAAGUUUUGCGAUUAAAAUUCAUAUUGAAUAA